This is a messenger RNA of Trichoplusia ni (cabbage looper), 1362 nucleotides long. RefSeq lists its product as uncharacterized. Lineage: Eukaryota; Metazoa; Arthropoda; Insecta; Lepidoptera; Noctuidae. The transcript is spliced from 2 exons. Bases 158 to 1126 code for a protein of 322 amino acids. The record is from RefSeq and is a predicted model, not a curated record.
ACCGAGGUUUAGUCGUCCACUGCUAACGGAGAGGGGAACACGUCAAUCUCGACGCAAAUGUUACCGAACACACGCGGGAAAUAGUUGCGUCUACCGUGAAUUAUAAUUAAAAUAAUUGUUUUUAAUUUUUAAAAGGAUACCGUGUAAAACUGUUAUAAUGGGUGUAAGUGCGAGGAUUACCGUCACGUUUCUACUGAUUUCUGCUGUCACAGCUGUGCCCACGGGAGACCACAAAAAGGCUGCUCUGAAUAUUGAUGACACAAAAGAUCUAAAUGCUGAAUCAUCAGAAAUCAUAUCAGAGGCGGUGGCGCCUCCUGCUGGCCUCGCGAGACACUACCAGGAGCCUGAAGCAGCGGCCUCGGACGACCAGGCUGACCACUCCAUAGAGCUCGUCGGCGGCGAGCAAAAUUUCUUCCCCUCCUUCGCUAACCUCUUCGAACCACGACAGCAAAACAACAACUUCAGACUGGGCUUCAAUAACCAAGAAGCAGCAUACAGCCAAAGACCAAACUCCUACAGAUCACUGCUAAACUAUCCUCUCUUUGGUGGAUACCGGAACGCAGACAACUUCGCGAAACAAAGCAGUCCCACUGCAGCGCCACUUGUUGAAGCAAGCCCAAGUUUGCUCGGGUCCGGAAACUUUGGAAUUAUCAGGGGCGGAACUUUCUUAGCUCAGAAUGAUGACGAUGAAUACGGCGAUGGAUACAAUUCCUACUAUAACAACGGUCAUGGCAGACCUUCGUACGAACUCGGCUACAUUGCGAACCCAAGGCCGAACUACAAUCAGGAUCAAUUUGCCAACUUCAGAGAUUUCGCCGAUAUCAACACGCCGUCAAAUUCUGCCUACUCACAUUUCGUCGUAGUCUACGCAAACAAGAACGCAACGAUGGACGAAAUUAGCGAAGAGUCUAGAAGAGUAGUCUCUAAACCGAAGAAUAUUAUUGAAACAUUAGAAAGCAUUGACAAAACUACAACCACAAGCUCGCCAAAAAUAUCAAAAGCUAAAUCAAAGCUGGCGGCGACUAAGCAGAAAAUGUUGAACAAAAAGGAGCAAUGGAAGAAGACCAACUCGAAGUUUGUUAGCCACAAACAUGAUGCGGAGGAACCUUUAUUAGCAUUAAGUUAAUUUAGUGACAAAUACAAAGACUUGCAUUAUGUAAGUGAUUGAAUUACCGUGGAAGUGUGCACGAGACACGCGUCAGCACAUUUCGAGUGCGAUGAGAGUUCGCCGUCUAAAUUUAAUUUUAUGUAAGUUUGUGGACAAAUUGUGUAAGUGAUUCCGUAUGCACGUGUGAUCGAUGAUUGCGAAUGUUUGUAAAUGUAUAAAUAUCAAUAACGAAAAAUAAAUUAAUUUUAAAUGUG